This is a messenger RNA of Colletotrichum spaethianum, 441 nucleotides long. RefSeq lists its product as uncharacterized. The record is from RefSeq and is a predicted model, not a curated record. The transcript is spliced from 2 exons. NCBI's taxonomy places the organism in Eukaryota, Fungi, Ascomycota, Sordariomycetes, Glomerellales, Glomerellaceae. Bases 1 to 441 code for a protein of 146 amino acids.
AUGAAGGCCGUCGCUGUUCUUGCCCCUCUUGCCCUUAUGGCUGUUCAGCCCGCUCAAGCCGAUGUUGGUCGUGGCAUCAGCCUCGCCUUUGAGUUUUUCGGGCUAGGUAUUGCCGAUCUCUUCAAAGAAGUGUUCUCAAAGCGUGAUGGGGUUCCUCCCGUUUUUACUAAACGUCAGGGUCCUCCCGCUGGAGUUCCUGAGUUUGAGUUUGAGCGUUGCAAGACGGACAUUGCUGGUCUCACCAUCACUGCUUCUUCUCCAGCUGCAAAUGUCAUCCAAUUCAGUGGUGUGCCAGCAACCUGCAUGAAUCUUGCUAAUGUUCUUGUGGGAGAUGGUACUGGACCAUUCGCUCUUCCCUGUGGCUCCGACUGCCUCAGCUACUCGGACCUUACCCCUGAGCAGUUCGCUGAGCUUGAGGCCGCCCUUGACUCUGUUGCUUGA